AUGGCGGCAGCCGCCAUUCGCGGCGGCGGAUUAUCCGCGAUGUCGCCGCGCCUGCUGAAAUUCCUGGUCGAGGAUAAGCCGGGCGCGGCGGAGCGGGGCGCGGGGAGAGCAGGGGAAGGAAAGCGGGGCGGAGACAGGCGUUUGCGCCAGAGCGGAAGCGGGGACGAGAGCGCGGAGGGGAGGGGGGUGGCAGGGGGAGACGAGCGGGGGAGGGUAUCGUUGCGGACGCGGAGCGGGCCGCUUUCCGCAAGAGCUAGAUCGCGCGCCGCUGGGGCUAGCGCCUUCCGAAUGCCCGGGCCGUUACACUCGCCUCUCUCCAGCUCUCCCGCGUCGUCCGAUUCGUUAUUGUCUUCCCCGCUAGCCCUCCCCGCGCCGUCCCCGUUAGCGCCGUCCUCGAGUUUCGGUAGAAGCGCCGGAGGCGGCGCAACAGCGGGUGCCGCGCACGGGAGAAGCUGCGCGGGAAGUGCGUCAGCUCCUUCCCCUACACGCACCUCGCCUACAAUCACAUCGCCCACCAAGCCAACCUCCCCGCUAGGCCCCGCGCCUGCCGCCGCUACCGCGGGGCCGUCCGCGUCUGCUGCGCAACCAUUGGCGGCGGCGGCGGGGUGGCAAUCUUUCCGGCGGCCCGCCGCGCUUGACCUUGGACGGCUGCUCGCUCCCGGCGCUCCAGGCGGGGAGGAAUCCGACGGUGAGGAUGAGUUCAGCGAUGACGACGCUGACGUCAGCGAGGCCGUGGCUGUAACGGGUCCGGCCGAGCCGCCAGGUUCGGGAAGAGCUGCGGGGACAGGCUCGGGAACUGCCGCCGAACGUGGGGAGCGGCUGGAAGGGGUUGAGGUGAGGCUGGAGCGGAGGUCCACGGGGAACGCGCAGCACGCGGAGAGGGGAAGGACGGAAGGGAGCCUGGGGAACGCGGAACGCCCCCGCAGCAGCCCUGUAGGCCUCGACUCAGCGCUUAGCUUCGACCGCCGAACCAGCCCUGUAGGCGCAAUCACCCCCACUGCUGCUUCCGCCUCUUCCGCCGCGGGUGCAAGCGGGGGGAGAGGCGGGGCGUCCGCUGCUGCUGGUCCCGCGGGAGGGGGGGAGAGGGCGGGGGGCGCGGGAAUGGGGGACAACGGCAGCAGCCCCAAGUACUUCGUUGCGCUUAAGAGCCCCCGCGCGCCCGCGGAUGCGCCCAGGCGCGCCAAUAAGAGCCCCAAAACGCCCCGCGGGGAGGUGCUAUCUGGGAAAGGCGCGGGCGAGGGGGGCAUGGGCGGAAGCACCACUGCUGGUUCUGGGUGGGGAGGCGGCGGGGCAGGCGGUGGGGGAGGGGCAGGCGGAGGGGGAGGCGGAGGCGGAGGAGGAGGGGGAGGAGGAGGCGGAGGGCAGGGGGAGGGCGGCAAGCGGCGGGGGCUAGCGUCAUGGGGGGGCGGGGGGACGCUGGGCGCAGCAGUGGACACUUUCAGCCGCAGCCUGAGCGCCCACCCCGUCAGCCCUAGGGCGGGGCCACCUGGGGGAGGCGCAGGGGGAGGCGCGGGGGGAGGCGCGGGGGGAGGGGCAGGGGGAGGGUUGAUGACAGCGGAAGCAGCAGCCGCGUUUGACGCGCACGCGAGAAGAGCCAUGGCUGCCCCCCCCAACCCCUCCUAUCACGCGCUCCCUACCCCCUCCCUCCGCCCCUCCCCCACAGCUGCUGCUGCCGCCGCUGCUGCUGCUGCUGUCGCUGCUGCUGCUGGCGGCGGGGGCAGCGGCGGGGGGAGCAGCAGUAGCGUGCGGGGGGGUGGAAGCAGCAGCGCUGGUGGUGCUGCUGACAUGGGCGCUGGAGGGGUGGCGGGCGGGGCAGGGGGCGCAGGAAGGGGCGCAGGAGGGGGCAUGGGGAUGGGGAUGGGGAUUGGCAUGGGUGUGUUUCAGCAGGGUUAUUCUGAUGUGACGCGGCGCUAUGAGAUGGGGCGGAAGGUGGGGCAGGGGCGGAAGGGUGUGACUGUAUACCAGUGCGUUGAGAGGCGCACAGGCAGGCAGUACGCGUGUAAGACUAUAGACAAGGUGACUCUAACGGGGGGCAGGAAGGAGGAGGCGGUUCGCACGGAGGUGGCGAUUAUGAGGAAGCUGCAGGGCCAUCCGCACAUAGUGGAGAUUAAAGACACCGCGGAAGAUGCUAAGUUCGUGCACAUAGUGAUGGAGAUGUGUUCAGGCGGGGAUCUCUUAGACCACAUCAACACGCAGCUGUGCAUAUCGGAGCGCGAGGCCGCCACCAUCCUGCGCGUGCUCGUGCAGACCAUCCACUUCUGCCACGUCAGCGGCAUCAUGCACCGCGACUUAAAGCCCGAGAACGUGCUGCUCGGCUCGCCCGGCCAGUGGUGGGACCUGCGCGUCGCGGACUUUGGCUUUUCUGUGCCGCUCAGAGCAGGCCAGCGCAUGAAAGGAUACGCGGGGUCCCCCUUCUAUAUGGCCCCCGAAGUGCUGGACGGGCUGUACGGGCACGAGGCAGACAUCUGGAGCCUGGGGGUCAUCCUCUACACGCUGCUUUCCCAGAAGCUUCCCUUCUGGGACGACACGGACGCGGGCGUGUAUGAGCUGAUUCGGCGCUGCGAGGUGGACACGAGCUCUGGCGUGUGGCCGCUGGUGUCAGGGGCAGCGAAAGACCUCGUGCACCGCAUGCUAGCCUUUGAUCCCAACCAUCGCUUGCCGCUGCAUCUUAUUCUCGACCACCCAUGGGUCGUCACCAACACCACAGUCGACAUUCCCCGCGUGCCAUCUAGCGCGUCAGUUUCCUCGGAAACUUCCUCUCUCGAGCCGCACUCGUCCGGGCGGCGAAAGAAAGAUAUUGCUCGAUCUGCCGGGACCAUCUUUUCGUCCCGUGCCCAGCCGCAAGCCAUGCGCGCUGCUGCCGCCGCCGCCGCUGCUGCCGCCGGCGGUGGUGGGGGGAGUGAUGGUGAUGAUGAUGAGGAGGAUAGUGCAGGUGGGAAGGGGGAGUGA
This is a messenger RNA of Closterium sp. Yama58-4, 2949 nucleotides long. NCBI's taxonomy places the organism in Eukaryota, Viridiplantae, Streptophyta, Zygnematophyceae, Desmidiales, Closteriaceae. The record is from the annotation of a GenBank genome assembly.